AUGUCCUGCACUGCCGAUGGUCCUGCACCCAGCCUCUGUUGUCUCUAAGCUCUACAGCAACCACAGAAGAAAAACUGGAAGCCACCUCACACCUGAAAAUGAGAGCGCUCAGUGUUGUCCUUGUCAUGGUGCUCCUGUGCACCGGAGCUCUUGGUUUUCUGGUUAAGGUUAGAGACAGACACUUCCCAUUGGAGGCAGUGAAAGAACUGAAGGAAUUGAUGGAUUUAGAUGAGAAGAACCCUCAACUCACCAAGAAAGUUGUUGAAGAGGUUUGCGCCAAACCUCUCCUGCCGCCGGUCUUUCGAGCAGUGUGUGACAAUGAGGUGGAAAGAAAGGCUGUUUUCUACGAACUCGUGGAAGUCUUCAAGUAUAUUGAUCCAUGAGAGAUCUGUCCCUUUGCUGCCUGCACUGGGUGUUAGGAUUGAGGCUGCCAUCUAUAUGACACACAAACCAUCGACUGGGAUCUUGUCGGGACGUCAUCAUCCAGAAUUUCGAAUGACAGUUACAUAAAAAUUUGACUUGCCUUGAUUUUUAUGUGUGUUGCUACAUUCUGAUAUGAUCCAUUGUCAGGAGUGUAAAGCUGCCUCUUAUGAAUAAAUACAUUCUUUGCAUUUGUUAAAGGAGUUGUGAUAUACUGAAAGGUGACUAGUUGUACUGUUUCACUCAGGUUUGUCCAAUAACUCAUUCAUUUUCAAAUGAAAUUGUUUACAAAACAAAACUGAUAACCUAUUUCUUACCUAUCUUUCUGUGUACGUGGUCCUAAUAAACCAAUUCCUAUCUGCAUAGCUGACCUGGACAAAUUCUAUCUGCCAGGAUCGCCAACAAAGUAGCUAAUUUAGGUACUUGCAAACAGGAAUGUAGAUUAUUGGCCUCUAGUAUCAAUAUGCAUGACAUCUGUGACCUGCUUCCCAAUCCCAGAAUUUCACAGCCAUCAUUGGUGUCACAUAUGAUCAUCAUUCUUUAAGGAAAUUCGCUUUUUAAACAUUUAAAGCUGCACUGCUGCUCUCAGAGUGUUUAAAUUACAUCCACUGAUCUAUAAACUCUACAGUGAUGUAAUAACAAGUUUGAUGUGGCUAAAUUUUGAAGUUGCUUCAUUGCGACAAAUGUGCCACAUGUUGAUAAACAACAGGGUCAAUUCUGCCACCUCUAACCUGUCCUUUGAAGACGAAGUGCUUCUUCCUGCAUAUAUUGAACAGGAUUCCAUUGAGAAAUGCAUGAAAUGUGUACCUACAAAACCAGCUAUCAAGGAUCAGCCAAAUAACUAUUCAACUGUUCCAUUAAACUCACAUUACUGUGGAGUUUACAGAUAAGUGGAUGCAAUUUCAACACUAUGUGGGCAGCAGAGCAACUAUAGGUCAUUUAAAAUGGGGGGGUUCCCUUUAAACUGAUGGCCAUGUGUGACACAAAAAAAAGAAAAAAAAAGAAAAGGACAGCAGACCACUGUCAUCAAGCAU
Amphiprion ocellaris (clown anemonefish) is the source of this 1454-nucleotide messenger RNA. Its product is annotated as guanylin-like. Gene Ontology annotation, cellular component: extracellular region. NCBI's taxonomy places the organism in Eukaryota, Metazoa, Chordata, Actinopteri, Pomacentridae. Bases 99 to 383 code for a protein of 94 amino acids. Gene Ontology annotation, molecular function: guanylate cyclase activator activity. The transcript has 3 exons. The record is from RefSeq and is a predicted model, not a curated record.